CGUCGUCGACGACAUGUCCUUGAUUUCCUUCAGAGUACGCUGCUUCGCUCCUCACCACUGACCGUCGGCAGACAAACGCGGCUAUCAUCGUCAGGAAACGUCGACGUGGAGAUCGCAAGGUGACAGCCAGAUUUGUGAGGACAUCCCGUGUCUCCCUGAUACCGCUAGGGCACGCUGUCUUGCGAGCCUUCUCAACCUUGACGGCCAUUGCCCGCCUCCCCAGUAUCCAUAUCUCUCUACAAUAGGCAGCUAGAAUCCGACAAGAGCUGCAACUCUUCGCCCUUUCAAAUCGACUAGAUCUGAGAAUGCAACUGGGAGUCACCUCAUAGACCAACGACACCAGAAGUAAGAAUCUGCACUCGCCUCCGUUCGACGAACAGUCAAGGGGCGACUCUGCAACGUUCCCGGCCCCUGGACGAGCAAUGGAGAUCCAAGGAUCACACACGGAUGCUUCAAGCUCCACGCGGGGGCAAUCAAGAUCUGAAGCGCACCAUCGUGCCACUUCCUUCUCGAGAUCACGCGAGGGUGCAUCGUCCGUGUCUGCCUCUGCUCAAAGCAGCGCUUCGCAGGUCUCAAGUGUAGGACGUAGACCUUCUCGGAGGCAGGUGCACGGCCAUCCAGGUGCUGUUGCGACGGCGAUUCCUGGAAAUGCGUCGAGUGUCCCUGGCGCUUCGACGUCUGCACUCUCUGCGAAGAAAAGGAGGGAUCGGCAUGCUGCUGCGCUGGAGAGCAUUCGCGACUUUCUCAAAGGUCGAAGCAGUUAUGAUGGCCUCCCCGUCAGCUUUCGUCUCGUUGUGCUUGACACAAAGCUCGUCGUCAAGCCCGCCUUGGAUGUCAUGUGGCAAGCUGGUGUCGUCUCUGCGCCGCUCUGGCAAUCGACGGCAGAGUCGACCACGGCGCCCACAACGACGGCCCCAUUUGAGCCUUCAGCUCCAGCGCCUGCCGAAGAGCUUGCUUCCACCCAUCCUCCUCCUUCCGGGUCUGGGCCGCCGCUGACACCUGCUUCUGAUCCCACGCUCCUCUCCUCCGCCUCACCAUCCUCGAAUGCACUUUCGCUGCCGACGGCAAUAUCACUGCGUCAGACCUCGCCUGGGACAUCACCCUCACCAAGCGUGAUCCUCAGUGAAUCGGCUCAAGGCCCGACGAGUAUCGCCGCUGCCCGAGCUGCAGCGGCAGGGGCACCUCCGCCGGGCAAGGCUGGAUUCGCUGGCAUGCUCACCGUCAACGACAUCAUCCACCUCAUCCAAUACUACUAUCACCAUUCCAGCUACGAUAAUGCGGCUCAGGAUGUAGAGAGGUUCCGGCUGGAGAUGCUUAGGGACAUUGAACAAGCUUUGAACGUGCCGCAACCUCCCUUGCUAUCUAUCGAACCAAUGAGGCCCCUGUACGAAGCGUGCGAGCUUCUCAUCAAAACGCACGCUCGCAGGCUGCCCCUACUCGAUUACGAUGAGCAAACAGGCAUGGAGACGGUCAUCAGCGUCCUUACACAGUAUCGGGUCCUUAAGUUCAUUGCCAUGAACUGCCGCGAGACAGCGGGGCUUCAUCGAACUAUACGCGCUUUGGGCAUUGGCACCUACGUAUCGACGGUCCGCGGCGUAGGAUCUGCCAAUGCGUCGACGUCUGUUUCGCAGCAGUCCUCGAGACCUCCGUCAUCGGCUGCGCGUGGAUCCGUUGCCAGUCCAAGUCAGGGGGCUUCAUCGCGAAGAAGCAGCGAUCAGUCUCAAUCUCAGUUCUCAUUGAAUCCGCAGAUGCCUCCCGUCGCAUCUCCUGGAGCCGUCGCUGCUUCCUUGGCCCCUCAGGGUUCAGAUCUGACAACACCAACAGGAGGCGAAGGCGAAGAUGAAAAGGGCCAGAAUUUCUCCGCGCCUACAGAGAGCAGCGGCGGAAGUGGACCCGCACCUGCGUCCUCGUCAGUGCUUGCACAACGAUACGAGCCUCUGGCCACAGCGACGCUAGACACGACUGUCUUCGAUGUCGUUCAUAUGUUUUCCGAACGUGGAAUCUCGGCGGUGCCGAUCCUUGAUUCCGAUGGCUACGUAGUAGACCUUUACGAGGCUGUCGAUGUCAUUGAUUUGGUUCGAACGGGAGCCUACCAAUCGCUCGAUCUGACAAUCCGUCAGGCCUUGGCACGCCGCCCGAAAGACUUUGGUGGCGUCAUGACUUGUGGGCCAGACGACAGCUUGGCGAGCAUCUUUAGCCUGCUCCGUCACCGCAGGAUCCAUCGGCUAGUCAUCUUGGAGCCGGAGCCAUUUAGUGUUGGCGUCACUUCAUUGGCCGCAUCGCUGCAAAAGGAAGAACAACAGCGACGGGAGCGUGAAGAGGAAGCGACUGCACCAGCUUCCCGCCAAAGGCCAGCAGCUCCCGCGACAGCUGCCGCCAUCUCAGGAGAGGAACCUAGAAAAAGAGGUCGAGGCAAACUGGUAGGAAUCUUGUGUCUGUCGGACAUUCUCAAGUACGUCAUCGGAGCACCUGCCAACACGUCAAAGGCCGGCGGUGCGGGCAUAGGCGGCACGCCUUUGGCGAGCCAGCGAGGCUCACGAUCUCAUUCUGGCACAAGCGGAGGAGCCGCGUCGGGUGUGAGCGCGGGAGAAGUCUCGUCGAAGGUCCGGCUAGGAAGUGUCAGUGGCGGCAGCAGCGUUGGAGGCGGGCACUUGGCGGGGAGCGAAGCCGAGAGCAACGACGUAGGCCCUCUCGAAGGUCUGCCUUCAACCUUCGAGGCUGAAGAUCCUCCUGGCGAAAGUACUAGCUCUUCUUUGGAGAGCUCAAGUCAGCAGCCGCAGCCGCAGCAGCAGCAAGAUCAGAGCCAGUCAAUGACGCACGUUCCAAUUGCACAAUCCACAACGACGGCAAUGCCACAGCACUAUCCGCAGCAGCCGCUUCACCAGAUAGGCGCGGGCCAAUCGAUUGACGUUCCUUCGACAAUUCAGGAGCAUCCCUCGAAAGAAGAAGGGGAAGCACCUCAUACGGCAUCAUGACCUCCGGUGCCGUCAUUGUAGCGGUCAAACGAGCGACAAGGAGAAAGAUUCGCAACGUAAUAGACUUUUCUCGCCACUUUCCCCCCUCGGUCCAUUCCCUACCCUGCAUCAAUUUCUGGCGGAUUCGUACUCAGCAUCCUUUCUCAGCACCU
This is a messenger RNA of Acaromyces ingoldii, 3127 nucleotides long. RefSeq lists its product as hypothetical. Bases 423 to 2975 code for a protein of 850 amino acids. Lineage: Eukaryota; Fungi; Basidiomycota; Exobasidiomycetes; Exobasidiales; Cryptobasidiaceae. The transcript has 4 exons. The record is from RefSeq and is a predicted model, not a curated record.